CUCGUUGCCCCACUUCCCCAGCUAGAACUGCUUCUCUCUGUCACCCUUUUCAAGUAUUUAUUGUUCGCCCUUGAUCGGAAAACUAUUCGGUUGAAUGCCUCAUGUUCAUCGGCGAUAACUCUCAGGCGCCGGGGAGAGUGGGAGGCCUGAGCUUGUGAUGCCGGAAGGUGUCUUUGUCGAGAUUCUGUAGAGGCGGUAAAGUAGUCCCCAGGAAGUGCAGCAGCAAUUGAUUCUAGGGUUUCGUCUUCCAGCUCGGUGUGCCGUUAGGGUUGGUGGAGUUGCCGAUGGUUUUUAGCGACAAGGAUGGAGGGAAACAAAUAAUGGACUCUGGGAAGUAUGUUAGGUACACGCCAGAGCAGGUGGAGGCACUUGAGAGGGUUUACAAUGAGUGUCCGAAGCCGAGCUCUCUGAGGAGGCAGCAACUCAUCAGGGAGUGCCCUAUACUUUCCAAAAUCGAGCCGAAGCAGAUCAAAGUUUGGUUUCAGAACCGCAGAUGUCGGGAAAAACAAAGGAAGGAAGCUUCUAAUCUGCAGACUGUAAACAGAAAGCUCACUGCCAUGAACAAGCUUCUGAUGGAGGAGAAUGAUCGGUUGCAGAAGCAGGUUUCACAGCUAGUUUAUGACAAUACCUUCUUGCACCAGCAACUUAAUAGCACAUCUUUGGCUGCCACAGAUACUACUUGUGAAUCUAUGAUUUUGGGUAACCAGCUGCAAAAUCCUACUCCUCAGCCUCAAUUAAUGGAUGCAAACAAUACAGAUGGUCUACUCGCAAUUGCUGAGGAAACAUUGGUGGAGUUCCUCAAAAAAGCUACCGGAACUGCCAUUGAUUGGGUUCAGAUGGUCGGGAUGAAGCCUGGUCCGGAUUCUAUUGGAAUCAUCGCCAUUUCCCGCAAUUGUAGUGGUCUAGCAGCUCGAGCUUGUGGUUUUGUGAGUUUAGAACCCAAAAAGGUUGUAGAUAUAUUGAAGGAUCGCUCAACUUGGUAUCGUGAUUGCCGGUCCCUUGAUGUAUUGAAAGUUUUCCAUACUGCAAAAGGUGGACAUAUUGAAAUUUUAUACAUGCAGACAUAUGCACCUACUACUUUGGCUUUGGCACGUGAUUUUUGGACGCUUAGAUAUAGUGCAUCUUUAGAAGAUGGCAGCCUUGUGAUAUGUGAGAGAUCUUUGACCCCUUCAACUGGUGGUCUAGCUGGGCCAACCAACUCUAGUUUUGUCAGAGCUGAGAUGCUUCCCAGUGGGUAUCUAAUCCGACCAUGCGAGGGCUCUGGUGCAAUGAUUCAUAUUGUUGAUCAUGUAGAUUUGGAUGCUUCAAGUGUGCCUGAGGUUCUCCGACCAUUGUAUGAGUCGCCAACAGUACUAGCUCAGAAGAUGACCCUUUCAGCAUUACACCAUAUUAGACAGAUUGGCUUAGAAACAUGUGGGGAAACUUCAUAUGUCAGGGGGCGUCAACCUGCCGUUUUGAGGACCUUUAGCCAGAGGUUGAGCAGGGGUUUUAAUGAUGCAAUUAAUGGUUUUUCUGAUGAUGGGUGGUCUUUCCUGGGAUACGAUGGUGUGGAGGACGUGACAAUAACUAUUAAUUCAUCUCCUAGCAAGCUAUUUGGAAGUCAUUCCAGAUUUGCAAUGCUCUCAUCCUUGGGUGGUGGCAUCGUUUGUGCUAAAGCAUCAAUGCUACUUCAGAAUGUGCCACCUGCGUUACUUAUCCGCUUUUUGAGGGAACACCGUUCAGAGUGGGCUGACUCCCUUAUUGAUGCUUAUUCGACUGCAUCAUUGAGAGGUAGUACAUAUGAAGUUCCCGGUUUCAGUGACAACAGUGGGUUUUUGGCUAACCAUGUCAUUAUCCCUCUUGCUUAUACCGUGGAAAAUGAAGAGUUCUUAGAAGUGAUCAGGGUAGAAAGCCAUGCAUUCAGCCAGGAUAAUGUUCUUUCCAGGGACAUGUAUCUGUUACAGCUUUGCGAAGGGAUUGAUGAGAAUUCGGUUGGUGCUUGUGCACAACUUAUUUUUUCACCUGCUGAUCAAUCAUUUGUAGAUGAUGCCCCUUUGUUACCUUCAGGAUUUCGAGUGAUACCACUUGAUCUCAAAGCAGACUCUACUCCUGCCACAAGGACUCUUGACUUGGCCUCCACUUUAGAGGUUAGCUCAGGUGGAACAAGUAGGAUAGUCACUGACACGACUAUUAGUGAUGGGAGGUCGGUUCUGACAAUAGCGUUCCAGUUCAUAUUUGAGAACCACCUCCAAGAAAGUGUUGUGGCAAUGGCUCGUCAAUAUACUAGAAGCGUGGUGGCCUCAGUGCAAAGAGUUGCAAUGGCAAUCACUUCUUCACGGCUUGGCAGGGAGCUUGGUAUGAAACAGCCACUUGGGUCUCCUGAAGCUCAUACACUGGCAAGAUGGAUUUCUAGCAGUUACAGGUUCCAUUCUGGAAUUGAGCUCAUAAGGACGGACAGUCAUUGUGCCGAUUCCCAUCUGAAGCUUCUGUGGCACCAUUCCGAUGCAAUCACCUGCUGUUCUCUCAAGGCUUCUCCAUCUUUAACCUUCGCAAAUCAAUCUGGCCUCGACAUGCUCGAAACCACGCUGGUUGCUCUGCAAGACAUCACACUUGAGAACAUUCUUGACGAAGAUGGCCGCAAUGUCCUCUCGUCUGUGUUUCCCAAGUUAAUGCAACAGGGGUUUGCUUAUCUUCCGGCAGGCAUCUGCAUGUCGAGCAUGGGCCGUCCGGCGUCCUAUGAGCAGGCUAUGGCCUGGAAAGUUCUGGAUGAAUGCAACUGUCAGCAUUGCUUGGCCUUCAUGUUUAUCAACUGGUCAUUUGUUUAAUACACGCAUAGCAAUUUAGGUUUCUCCUUGUAACCAGUAGGAGUAUGAUGUUAGCGAACCUCUGCUGGAGUGACAAAUCUAAAUGAUAUUGUUGCUUCCGCAAAAGUUUUGGAAAAUUGUAAAUUACUCCGUGCAGUCUGUUGUUUAUACGUGCAUAAAUGCUUUUGGGAUAUUUAUUAUCCUAUAGAAUUAAAUGGUUAAUUCAAUGAUUUUUUGUUUCUU
Phalaenopsis equestris is the source of this 3026-nucleotide messenger RNA. Its product is annotated as homeobox-leucine zipper protein HOX32-like. Gene Ontology annotation, molecular function: DNA-binding transcription factor activity; lipid binding; DNA binding. Lineage: Eukaryota; Viridiplantae; Streptophyta; Magnoliopsida; Asparagales; Orchidaceae. The coding region runs from base 285 to 2804 and encodes 839 amino acids. The transcript has 18 exons. The record is from RefSeq and is a predicted model, not a curated record.